Ipomoea nil (Japanese morning glory) is the source of this 3472-nucleotide messenger RNA. RefSeq names its product U-box domain-containing protein 2-like. Bases 270 to 3431 code for a protein of 1053 amino acids. The transcript has 6 exons. Gene Ontology annotation, molecular function: ubiquitin-protein transferase activity; protein binding. NCBI's taxonomy places the organism in Eukaryota, Viridiplantae, Streptophyta, Magnoliopsida, Solanales, Convolvulaceae. Gene Ontology annotation, biological process: protein ubiquitination. Gene Ontology annotation, cellular component: cytoplasm; nucleus. The record is from RefSeq and is a predicted model, not a curated record.
AAGAGGAAGUCAAACGCCCCGUUAAGCAAAGAGGAAGUCAAGACUUGGGAAACCAGAAGGAAAUUAGGAAGGAGACCAACAAUGGUGACAGGCGAAAGCUACGCCAUGCUGUGCUUUUGGAGCUCCGACCUCUUUCAUUUAUGGCGGUCUUACUCUUACGGGAUAAAGAUUCAUCCUCCUGAAAACCUGCUCAUUUCUAACCUCUUUUCUCAACACAGGAAUCACAGAGGUGAAGCACGGGACAGCGUCGGAGGUGAGGAUUCAGCUCUAUGAGAAAGUUUUUGCGUAGCCCGUUUGUUUCCUGGAGUCGACGACCCCAUGAGCGUCGCAUUGUAACAGGUGGGGUAGAGAUUUCUCUGUUAAACAGCCUUUUCCUUUUAUCGUCACUGGAAAACUUAAAUUCUGAACUGGUUCGUAAGUAUUAUCGGGAGGCUGAAGAUGUACUGAAGAUUUUAAAGCCAAUUCUCAAUGGCAUUGUUCAUACUCAAAUUGCUUCUGAUAGGCUGCUUCAAAAUGUGUUUUCCGAAUUGGGUCGUGCAAUUGAUGAGCUGAUUGAGCUAUUUGAAACCUGGCAACCGUGGAGCAGCAAAAUUUAUUUUGUCCUGCAAGUUGAAUCUCUGAUUGCAAAAGUUCAAAGUUGCAGCCUGAAAAUUCUUCAGCUACUCAUAUCUUCUUAUAGGUGCCUCCCAGGUGAAUCAAGUUUAAGGUUGCUUGAGGUAGGAUAUCUGGAGCACUAUGUGCUGGAAAUCAAGUCUAUUGAUUAUGAACUCUUAUCAACAACCAUCUCUGAGACUAUAAAGGAUCAAGUGGAAAGUUCUGGGGUGAGCUCAGAUAGCCUGGAGAAAAUUGCUGAUCGCCUGUGCUUAAAGUCAAACCAGGAUCUUCUUAUGGAGAUAUUAGCCCUUGAAAAAUUGAAGGAAAAUUCUGAACAAGAUGAAAAGAGUGAAGAAGUUGAACACAUUGAACAGAUUAUUGUUCUUGUUACUCAUAUGCAUGUGGCCCUUGUUAUGAUUAAACAGUCUGAGAAUUCUACCUCUGUCUCAAUACCGGCAGAUUUCUGCUGUCCUCUCUCACUUGAAUUAAUGAGGGACCCUGUAACUGUAGCAUCUGGACAGACAUAUGAGUGGGCCUGCAUUCGAAAAUGGAUUGAUCUUGGCCUCAGAGUUUGCCCUAACACACGACAAACUUUGGCACACACAAAUCUUAUUCCUAAUUGCUCUCUUAAGGCACAGAUUACAGAUUGGUGUGAAACAAACAGUGUAAAGCUACCCGUUCCAGUGAAGGCUUUGAGCUUGAACCGGCCCUCAUUUGUUGUACUGCAUGGAGAAUCUGGUGCACCCAUAGAUAAUCACAUAGUUUCAACUUCAUGGGACUGUAACUACGGAUCACCUGAAUCCCCUUGUUCCUCAAGGAAAGUAUCAAUAUCAUCCAGUGCAAUUCUAAGAGAGGCAGCAUCUCCAUCUCAAUCUUGUUUGUCUUCAGAGGAAUCUUUUUGUGGAGCUGCCAUUUAUGGACUGAGGUUGGAUGUUGAGACAGCGUCUCUUAAGAGUUCUGUAGAUGGCCUGCAAAAGUCAGAAGAUAGAAGUAUAAACUCAGUUAGCUACUAUUCUAUGCAGCUGUCUAUGAAUAGUGUGUCAUCAACUGUUGAAAGCUUCCUUCGGGGUCAUAGUCAAACUGCUUAUGCAACACCUGAUUCAAUUCGCUCUUUAGGUUCCCCUACAAGUUAUCCCUCAUCUUAUGCAUCUCAAAGAGAAACAUAUUCUCAAUCUCUUGUCUGCUCAUCUUCAGAUGCAUCUUUGUCCAGAGUUGGUAGUUAUGGGUUGGGAGUGGAUGUUGAGAUGGUGUCUCUUAAUGGUUCUGAAGACUGGAUGGCGUACUCAAGUUAUGGAAGUAUGAACUCAAUUAACUAUUCUAUGUGGCUAUCCAUGAACAAUGCGCCAUCAGUUGAUGGAGGCAGCCAUCUCAGCCAUAACCGAACUACUUCUGCAUCCAGCACAAUGUCAAAUUUAAAAUUGUCUCGUGUGACUAGUGGUGUUGCAUCAGGAUCUUACGCCGCUUCUACCUUGAGUACUUCAAGGGGAGAGUUUGGGUUCCCAUCCCCACUCAAAGAAAGACCUUGUCCUCCCUCUCUCUGGCACAGGCUAUUUGAGAGGUUUAAUCCAAGAAUAGUUUCUUCCACUGUCCCUGAAACAAUGGCUGGUCUUUCAGAAGUUGAGAAGGAAGUUAGAAAGCUUGUUGUGGACUUGAAGAUGACUUCAAUUGAUCUGCGGAGAAAUGCAGCAGCUGAACUCCAGUUACAAGCCAAGCAUAGCAUGGAGAACCAGAUUAUGCUUAGGUUAACUGGUGCUUCAAACCUACUGCAUAAAGUGCAGGAAAAUGCUGUCUCCGCACUUCUCAAACUAUCAAAUAAUGACAACAACAAGUACACGAUUGUGAGUGCUGGUGCAGUUGAGCCACUGAUUGAUGUUCUUGAGACAGGGAGCCGCGUGGCUAAAAAAAACUCUGCUGCCACACUUUUUACCCUAUCAGUUAUCGAGGAAAAUAAGAUCAAGAUUGGGAGAUCUGGGGUAAUAAAAGCUCUAGUUAAUUUCCUUGGAAAUGGAACUCUUAGGGGCAAGAAAAACGCAGCAAAAGCUUUGUUUAACUUAUCAAUACUUCAUAAGAACAAGGCUCGCAUGGUGCAGGCUGGUGCAGUAAAGCACCUCAUAAAGUUGAUGCAACCUGCUGACAGGAUGGUUGAUAAAGCGGUUGCUGUUUUGUCUAAUCUUGCUACCAUUCAUGAUGGAAGAAUAUCAAUUGAUCAGGAAGGAGGGAUCCGAGUUCUGGUGAAUGUUGUCAAAAUUGGAUCUGCAAGAAGUAAGGAGUAUGCAGCUGCUGCUCUCAAUCAAUUAUGCUUCAACACUACCAGUCUAUCAAUUGGCAUGGAUAGCAAGGUCAAGAUUGCCAAGCUUGGGGCAAUAAAGCCACUUGUAGAUUUACUGAAAAAUGGAACUCCUAGAGGCAAGAAAGAUGCAGCAUCAGCUUUGUUUAGCUUGUCGUUAAUCGAUGAAAACAAAGCUCAAAUCCUACAUGCAGGUGCUGUAAAGUACCUUAUAGAGCUGUUAGACCCUGCUCUUUGGAUGGUUGAUGAUGCAGUUGCUUCUCUGUACAAUCUUGCUACCAUUCAUAAAGGAAGAACUGCAAUUGUUGAGGAAGGAGGGAUCCCCGUUGUGGUUGAAGUUGUUAACAGCGGAACAGCAAGAGGUAAGGAGAGCGCGGCUGCUACUCUCCUGCUACUAUGCACCAACAGUAAUAGCCUCCGCAAUAUAAUUCUCCAUGAAGGAGCUAUCCCUUCAUUAGAAGCACUGUUGCAGUCUGGCAACACCAGAGCAAGAGAAAAGGCUGAGGCAGUUCUUAGUUACCUCAGACAAGAUAAUGAGGGCAAAUUUUAAUGUGGACCAUGGUCCAUGUAAUAAUGUGGUUCAUGAAAUAA